This is a messenger RNA of Meleagris gallopavo (turkey), 3199 nucleotides long. NCBI's taxonomy places the organism in Eukaryota, Metazoa, Chordata, Aves, Galliformes, Phasianidae. The record is from RefSeq and is a predicted model, not a curated record.
CGGGAGCCGCAGGGCCUGGCGGAGAAAUCAUCAGUACAGACCAUCGGUGAAGAGCAAGUACAAAAUCCUUACACUGAACUCCUUGUGUUGAAAGGUCAUCAAGAUAUAGUACGUUUUCUUGUACAAAUAGAUGAUUACAGGUUUGCAUCUGCAGGAGAUGACGGAAUCAUUUUUCUGUGGAAUGCUCAGAGUGGAGAGAAACUUUUUGAACUUCAUGGUCACACACACAAGAUUACAGCUAUAGCACCGUUUUUUUCAUCAGAUGCUUCUGACGAAAACAGUCAUUUGAUUUUAACAGCGUCAGCUGAUAGAACAGUUAUUGUUUGGGACUGCACUACUGGCAGACAGGUGCAAAAAGUGUCAUGUUUCCAUUCUACUGUAAAGUGUUUGACAGUCCUUCAAAGACUGGAUGUAUGGUUGUCUGGAGGGAGUGAUCUAUGUGUUUGGAACCGAAAAUUAGAUCUCUUGUGUAAGACCAGUCAUCUUACUGAUGCAGGGAUUAGUGCUUUGGUUGAAUUGCCUAAAAAUUGUGUUGCGGCUGCUGUUGGCAAAGAGCUAAUCAUUUUUAGGUUGAUUGGUUCCAGUGAUAAGUCCAAAGAUUGGAAUAUCCUUGAAGUAAAACGCCUUGUCGAUCAUCAGGAUAACAUCUUGUCAUUGGUCAGUAUCAAUGGUAAGUGGGGUUUUGGUGGAAUAUUUCAACUGCACGCUUCUUGUUGGGAACAAACUUGUAACUGGACUUUUUUUUUUUCUCCUACAGGGUUCUUCAACAUGUGGGGAUUUGGAAGGGCAAACAAGCAGGCAAACCAAGCUAAGAAGGUGCAGGAGAAUACACCUAUGCAUUUUUUGGAGCUGGUUGGUGAUCUGAUUGGUCAUUCAUCAGCUGUACAGAUGUUCCUGUACUUCAGUGAACUGGGUCUGGUUACAUGCUCUGCUGACCAUCUCAUUAUUCUGUGGAAGGAUGGUGAACGAGAAUCUAGACUCCGCAGUUUAACGUUAUUCCAGAAACUGGCACAAAAUGGUGAUUUGCAAUCAAAAUUUUAAAUUGCUUGAAUACAGGCUAAAUAUGCAUAACUGGAUAUACAUUACAUGUGAAUGUGAAGGGAAGUCUGCAGUUUUACUGUGGGUUAACCUACACUGGAGUUGAUAGUACACCACUAUGAUGUCUAGCAUGAAGUGUGAUUGAUUCAAGUUAGUCAUUACAUAGUGUACUCAUUGAAUUCAUUUGUCUGUCAUGAAGGUGCUGUCCUUACUGGGGAUUUUCAUGAUGUAAAAAUAUUUUCAUAACCAGUAGUAAUUGAUCUGUUCUGCCAGCUGAGCACUGAGUUCUUGAAUAAAAUUUGACUGCAAAGAAACUUACACUAUGUGUGUAAGCCCAAAUAGUAUUUUAGAGUUAAAAAAAAAACUUAAAGCCUCCAAACACACAGUGCCUUUUUCAAGUCUGGGAAAGAAGCAGUAAUCUACAAAGCUGAGCAGAUUUAACAACAAACAUAAUUAAAAAAAGAAAAGCGCUGGGGAAAAAAACAACCAACCAACCAAAAACUCUCCAGUCCCCCAAAACCCUCCACUAAGUUAAAUUCAGAACAGUUAUUUAUAAUCAUCGUGAGAUGGGGAAUAGAGGAAGGAAUUAUCAAAAUCAUGAGAAAGUCAGUGGGAAGGAGGAUGGAUUACCAUCCUUCUACUGUUUCUUCUGGAACAGAGAGGACCUAGGGUCAAGAAGACUUGAGGAAUUUAAAAUAGGGCUCCACUGUCCUCAGUUCUGCUCCUCAGACCCAGUGCUUAAAAUAGCUCAGGAUAAGUCUUCUGGAACUUUCCAAUACCAUCGCUUCCUUUUGAAUCAGUGAGUUAACUGUUCUCAGUACUGUAGACUCCAGUGGUUUAAUUCCAGAUUUAAAGUCCAGCAGCUGCAGUAUAUGUAAUUAAAACAAAGAGCUAAGUGGAUCCCAACGAGAGCAAAAGCAAAAGGAAGCAUUCCCAACUUUCUAGGAGGAACUAAAGAAACAUUGAUUUGCUUCCCCCAGCUCACAUGGUUACAUGCAUUUCCCGUAGCACCGAAAAGACAAACGUUGCCUCUUGAGUCUGAACAUAAUUAUCCCUGGAAGGGGAGGCAGAGAACAAUAACAUUUUAGGCUGUAUUUUUCCCUGCUUUUGUGAGUCUGUUGAAUUUGGAAUCCCAAAUGGCAUUAAAAAAAAACAAACAAAAAAGAAAAUGGAGAAAUUGUUAAGUAAUGUUUCCUUUUAUAUUCAGGAAGGUGAAGUCAGCUUUAAAUCUUGAACUGCAUGUUUUUUUCUCGAGAUGGCUAUCCUAUGAUAGGGAAAGAGACUGGAUUACAGAUGGUUAUAGCAUGCCUUUGGGUAUGUGUUACUACACAUGUGAGGAUGAAAGCACGUUAACCUCAUCUGCUCAUUAGUCUCUAUCUAAUGCACUGUUUCAGAUAGUGUUCACCAGCAAGUGUUGCACUCUUGCAACUGAGGUACAAAGUGGGAGAGGAAGUUCCUCUUUGGCUCUUUUUCCCCUGUGUGCCCAGGCAGCCCAGAGGGCCAACUGCACCCUGGAGAGCACCAGGCCCAGCAUUGCCAAUAGGUGAAGGGAGGUGUUGUGCCACUCUGCUCUAUGCUGUGCGGCCUCACCUCCUGCACUGGGUGCCAUUGGGGUGACACGAGAUAAAGAGAGUGUCCAAACUGCAAAGCUGGUGAAAGGUCAGGAGAGCAGCGGGCGUUUCAGUGUUACUAUGAUUCCUUUUUAAGUUUUUUUUUCCAGAUCUCAGUAAAGCAGAAUUCUGUAUGUUCUUGUGAAAGUAAAUGUCAGAAGUAGCCUUAAUAUCUGUACAGAGAAAAGAGGCAAUUUAAGCUUCUUAUAUAUGUACUGAUAACAGUAUGAAGCAACAGACUUUAGUCACUGGACAGGUAGGAGUCUGACAAAAGUGGUACAUAAAAAUUAAUUCAUGCUUAUUUCUUCUACUCUUAAAGAGGACAUUACUUCACAUCAAUUACUUUUUUACUUUGGGUAAAAGAAAUACACAGCAUCUUGCAACAAGUAUUUCACAUUAAUGCUUUAACUCAGGUACUGAGGCUGAACUUUAUUUCUUACGUCCCUUCUACCAUUGACAUUCCUCUUUGUGUGACAGAGCUGUGACAAUACUGAAUUGAAAUGUUUUACAUGGCUAUGAUCUUACAUUUACGCAGUAUGAUCUUACAGUUU